CUUUGUUUUCGACCUAAGAAUGCAUAUGUAGGUUAGUUAAGGUCCAUAAUAAAUGGCAGAAAUCGUCGGUGGCAAAUUACAAAAGUGUGUAAAAUAGUUCAAAAUUAUCAGUUAUUUCGACUUAGAGUGUUCUAGCGUUGGAUUCCUGGAUUUUUGGGAUACAAAUGUUUCAGAGGCUGCAGUUGAACAUUAUAGUUCGAAAUGCUUUCGGAUGCAGACGAUUUCAAUUCAUCGGUGAGAGUUGUGGAAUUUUUAAAAAAUGGCCAAAACUGCGGGUUUUCUUUGACGAGAGGAAAAUGGGAUCCGUAUCCGUGGGUUAGUAACGUCGAUGAAAAUUCGGUGUCAAGUUUAGCCGGAUUGAAGCCAGGCGACUGUCUACUGGAAGUGAACGGUGAAGAUGUUGUUGGUCAAAAAAUCUCCAAAAUUGCGGAACUAGUGAAAUCAAAGCCCGAUAAAGUUUCCCUUUUACUGUGGAAUGCUGGUGUGGAUCCCCAUUGUUCACCAGAGGCACUAUGCUGUGGGCCAAUUCCCAACAAUUUAACCCGAUUAUCAGCCUGCAUGUCAUCGAUAUUGGCUUUUCUGGAAUGUCCCAUAUGUUUAGACACCAUUUCUCCACCUACAUAUCAAUGCGACAACGGACAUUUAAUCUGCAUAAGAUGUAGAGCCAAGUCUGAAAGGUGUCCAGUUUGCAGACUCAGACUGUCCAGAGGACGGUCUUUGGUCUCAGACCAGGUGUACAAUGCGGUGAUUGACGCAUUUGAUUUGAAAGAAGACGCCAAUGAUAUCCGGUCUCAGAAAAUUCAGCAAAUCUUCAAACCGAAAGUGAAAAACACAAAUAUACCCAAUAUUAAAGUCACUGAAUGCUAUGCGAACAAAUUUUUGGCGAAACUUGCGGGCAAGUCAUCAUCGGUGGGUAAUCUUUCCUCAAACAGUACUCUAUUAGUGCCUAGCCAGAACGACCAUUUGAAAAUGAAGAGUUUGUCUUCGAGUGAGAUUUUCAACGAAUCGACACCGACAGUUUCAAGAGUUGGCUCGAUCACUAGAUUAGGACGGCGAAAAUACAAUGAUACCACUAUGGAUGACUCUUUAACUAAUAUAAGCGAUUUCGGAGAUAGGGCCUCUUCUUGUCACGGAUCAUUUGAGUUUCUUAAUUCAAAUUUGGAAAAUCAACAACGAAAUUCCAUAUGUGCAUCGUCAAAGGACGAGCUUUCUUAUUAUUGUCCAUUUGACUCAAAAUGCACUACUCUAAUCAAAGGUGUGAACUUUAGAGAACAUUUCCAAACCAAUCACACCGGCCCAUUAAUCCAAUAUUUCGGAUCAUCGUUUGAAAUCCUGCUGAAGAAUAUAGAAAACGAAAUGUGUUUUGUCGUCAACAACGACAGCAAUAUUUUCUUUAUUAAAAUAGUUACUGUAUUUGAUAAAGCAGAUCAAGAAAAUAAAAAAUCUGACGCAAUCUUAGCUUGGUGUUGGUACUUGGGACCGAAAGUUGCAUCAAAAACCUUUGAAAUGAAAUUGGAGGUAAAGGAAUCCGAAGCCCCUCUAUUGCGAGUAGUCGGCUCAGUGUUUUCUCUAAACGCCACUUCUUUUUUCGAUAUAACCGAAUUUAAAAGAGGGAUAUUUUUGAGCUCGAAGACUAUAAAUGCAUUGGGUCAUAUUGAUCAGUUGAGUCUAUCAGUUAAUAUUACCUGUGUGGAUGUAUGAGAAUAGAUGCUAGAAUUAGAUAGGUGCUUAUUAAGGGCAAAUUACUAUAUGAAAAUACUUUUUUUAAGCGGAAAUUAUAGAAUUUAUAUAAAAAAUACACUUCAAUGGCAGUAUUAUUGUAAGAUUUUUCAGGGUGAAAAGCAAAUGUUACCCAAAUGCAAAUAGAGCGCAGAGUGUAAAACGCGCAUAUUAAAUAUAUUCAAAAAGGUUCCAAUGAAUGGUAGGCGAGUUCAAGUUAAUAUUGUCCAGAAUAAUCCUUCAAUGUAAGCAAUGUGGCCUUCAAGCCUUCUACAAGCUCUUCUGUGAAGAUCAAAAAGAUGAACUGUAAUUACACUUGCAGCACUAAAUGACCGAAAUGUGUGUAUUAUUUAUAUAUUAUAUUACAUCUAAGUGUGUCGUUUUGCUAGUAAGAGGAAUUAGCCUGCAUAUUGUAUGUAAAUAGUGUGUAAUAGUAUUUGUAUUGAAACACAUAAAAACAAAUUUUAAGAUGACACUCAAUUAGGCCUGGGUAACUCAAUUAAUUUUUAGAAGUUGGCGCAAUGCUAUGCAAAUCGUUUGCGUUGGGUUGGGUGCUCCAACCCAACGAACCGGCGCAGUAACUCAGUUCCGUGGUUGGAAAAAUGUUGAUUACUUUUUUCUUGUUUUAAGAUUUAUUUUAAGGGCCAUUUAUCAAUAAUAUUU
Molecule: messenger RNA, 2382 nt
Organism: Dendroctonus ponderosae (mountain pine beetle)
Lineage: Eukaryota; Metazoa; Arthropoda; Insecta; Coleoptera; Curculionidae
Biological process (GO): proteasome-mediated ubiquitin-dependent protein catabolic process; multicellular organism development
Cellular component (GO): cytoplasm
Molecular function (GO): ubiquitin protein ligase activity; ubiquitin conjugating enzyme binding
Source: RefSeq, a predicted model, not a curated record